AUGACCUCCCUCCCCGGGUGCAUUGGUUUGAAUGCAGCAACAGCUGCAGUGGGGUCUGAAGAGAUUGCAGAGCUGCAGAAAGCAGUGGUUGAGGAGCUAGGUAUUUCUAUGGAGGAACUUCGACAGUUCAUUGAUGAAGAACUGGAAAAGAUGGACUGUGUACAGCAGCGCAAGAAGCAACUAGCAGAGUUGGAGACAUGGGUAAUACAGAAAGAAUCUGAGGUUGCGCACGUUGACCAGCUCUUUGAUGAUGCAUCCAGGGCAGUGACUAAUUGUGAGUCUUUGGUGAAGGACUUUUACUCAAAACUGGGACUACAAUACCGGGACAGUAGCUCUGAGGAUGAAGCUUCCCGGCCUACAGAAAUAAUUGAGAUUCCUGAUGAAGAUGAUGAUGUCCUCAGUAUUGAUUCAGGUGAUGCUGGGAGCAGAACUCCAAAAGACCAGAAGCUCCGUGAAGCUAUGGCUGCCUUAAGAAAGUCGGCUCAAGAUGUCCAGAAGUUCAUGGAUGCUGUCAACAAGAAGAGCAGUUCCCAGGAUUUACAUAAAGGAACCUUGAGUCAGAUAUCUGGAGAACUGAGCAAAGAUGGUGACCUCAUAGUCAGCAUGCGCAUUCUGGGCAAGAAGAGAACUAAGACGUGGCAUAAAGGCACCCUUAUUGCCAUCCAGACGGUUGGGCCAGGAAAGAAGUACAAGGUGAAAUUUGACAACAAAGGAAAGAGUUUACUGUCGGGGAACCAUAUUGCCUAUGAUUACCACCCUCCUGCUGACAAGCUGUAUGUGGGCAGUCGAGUGGUGGCCAAAUACAAAGAUGGGAAUCAGGUCUGGCUCUAUGCUGGCAUUGUAGCUGAGACACCAAACGUCAAAAACAAGCUCAGGUUUCUCAUUUUCUUUGAUGACGGCUACGCUUCCUAUGUCACACAAUCUGAACUGUAUCCCAUUUGCCGGCCACUGAAAAAGACUUGGGAGGACAUAGAAGACAUCUCCUGCCGAGACUUCAUAGAGGAAUACAUCACUGCUUACCCCAACCGCCCCAUGGUGCUACUCAAGAGUGGCCAGCUUAUCAAGACUGAGUGGGAAGGCACAUGGUGGAAGUCCCGAGUUGAGGAGGUGGACGGCAGCCUAGUCAGGAUCCUCUUCCUGGAUGACAAAAGAUGUGAAUGGAUCUAUCGAGGCUCUACACGGCUGGAGCCCAUGUUCAGCAUGAAGACAUCCUCAGCAUCUGCGCUGGAGAAGAAGCAAGGGGGACAGCUCAGGACACGUCCAAAUAUGGGUGCUGUGAGGAGCAAAGGCCCUGUGGUCCAGUACACCCAGGAUCUGACCAGUACUGGAACCCAAUUCAAGCCACUGGAGCCCCCACAGCCUACAGCCCCACCUGUCCCGCCUGCCCCACCUCUGUCCCCCCAGGCAGGUGACAAUGAAAGCUUAGAAAGCCAGCUUGCCCAAUCACGGAAGCAGGUAGCCAAAAAGAGUACUUCUUUCCGGCCAGGAUCUGUGGGCUCUGGUCAUUCCUCCCCUACAUCCCCUGCACUCAGUGAAAAUGCCCCUGGUGGGAAACCUGGGAUCAACCAGACAUAUAGAUCACCUUUAGGCUCAACACCCUCUGCCCCAGCACCCUCAGCACCCCCAGCACCCCCAGCCCCUCCAGCCCCUCCAGCCCCUCCAGCCCCUCCAGCCCCUCCAGCCCCUCCAGGCCCUCCAGCCUUCCAUGGCAUGCUGGAGCGGGCCCCGGCAGAGCCCUCCUACCGUGCGCCAAUGGAAAAGCUCUUCUACUUACCUCAUGUCUGCAGCUAUGCUUGUCUGUCUCGAGUCAGACCUAUGAGAAGUGAGCAAUACCGGGGCAAGAACCCUCUGCUAGUUCCACUACUAUAUGACUUCCGGAGGAUGACAGCCCGGCGCCGAGUUAACCGCAAGAUGGGUUUUCAUGUUAUCUAUAAAACACCCUGUGGCCUCUGCCUUCGGACAAUGCAGGAGAUCGAACGCUACCUUUUUGAGACUGGCUGUGACUUUCUCUUCCUGGAGAUGUUCUGUUUGGAUCCAUAUGUUCUUGUGGACCGGAAGUUUCAGCCCUAUAAGCCUUUUUACUAUAUUUUGGACAUCACGUAUGGGAAGGAAGAUGUUCCCCUAUCCUGUGUCAAUGAGAUUGACACAACUCCCCCACCCCAGGUGGCCUACAGCAAGGAGCGAAUCCCGGGCAAGGGUGUUUUCAUUAACACAGGCCCUGAAUUUCUGGUUGGCUGUGACUGCAAGGAUGGGUGCCGGGACAAGUCCAAGUGUGCCUGCCAUCAGCUAACUAUCCAGGCUACAGCCUGCACCCCAGGUGGCCAAAUUAACCCUAACUCUGGCUACCAGUACAAGAGACUAGAAGAGUGUCUGCCUACAGGAGUUUAUGAGUGUAAUAAACGCUGCAAAUGUGACCCAAACAUGUGCACAAACCGGUUGGUACAGCAUGGACUACAGGUUCGGCUACAGCUAUUCAAGACACAGAACAAGGGCUGGGGUAUCCGCUGCUUGGAUGACAUUGCCAAAGGCUCCUUUGUCUGUAUUUAUGCAGGCAAAAUCCUGACGGAUGACUUCGCAGACAAAGAGGGCUUGGAAAUGGGUGAUGAGUACUUUGCCAAUCUGGACCAUAUUGAGAGCGUGGAGAACUUCAAGGAAGGAUAUGAGAGUGAUGCCCCCUGUUCCUCUGACAGCAGUGGUGUAGACUUGAAGGACCAGGAAGAUGGCAACAGCGGUACUGAGGAUCCCGAAGAGUCCAAUGAUGAUAGCUCAGAUGAUAACUUCUGUAAGGAUGAGGACUUCAGCACCAGCUCAGUAUGGCGCAGCUAUGCUACCCGGCGGCAGACCCGGGGCCAGAAGGAGAAUGGAUUGUCUGAGACAGCUUCCAAGGAUUCCCGCCCCCCAGACCUUGGGCCCCCCCAUAUUCCUGUCCCUCCAUCAAUCCCUAUAGGUGGCUGCAAUCCACCUUCCUCUGAAGAGACACCCAAGAACAAGGUGGCUUCGUGGUUGAGCUGCAAUAGUGUCAGUGAAGGUGGCUUUGCUGACUCCGAUAGCCGUUCAUCUUUCAAGACUAGCGAAGGUGGGGAAGGCCGGGCUGGGGGAGGCAGAGGGGAGGCUGAGAAGGCCUCCACCUCAGGGCUGGGCUUCAAGGAGGAGGGAGACAUCAAGCAGGCCAAGAAAGAGGACCCUGAUGACCGAAACAAGAUGUCAAUAGUUACUGAAAGCUGUCGAAAUUAUGGUUAUAAUCCUUCUCCUGUGAAGCCUGAAGGACUUCGCCGCCCCCCUAGUAAGACUAGUAUGCAUCAGAGCCGACGACUCCUGGCCUCUGCUCAGUCCAACCCUGAUGAUGUCCUGACACUGUCCAGCAGCACAGAAAGUGAGGGGGAAAGUGGGACCAGCCGAAAGCCCACUGCUGGUCAGACUUCAGCCACAGCGGUUGACAGUGAUGAUAUCCAGACCAUCUCCUCUGGCUCUGAAGGGGAUGACUUUGAGGACAAGAAGAACAUGUCUGGUCCGUUGAAGCGCCAAGUGGCAGUAAAAUCAACCCGAGGCUUUGCUCUUAAAUCAACCCAUGGGAUUGCCAUUAAAUCAACCAACAUGGCUUCUGUGGAAAAGGGGGAAAGCGCACCUGUUCGUAAGAACACACGCCAAUUCUACGAUGGUGAGGAGUCUUGCUACAUCAUCGAUGCCAAGCUUGAAGGCAACCUGGGCCGUUACCUCAAUCACAGUUGCAGCCCCAACCUGUUUGUCCAGAAUGUCUUCGUGGAUACUCACGAUCUUCGCUUCCCUUGGGUGGCCUUCUUUGCCAGCAAGAGAAUCCGGGCUGGGACAGAACUUACUUGGGACUACAACUACGAGGUGGGCAGUGUGGAAGGCAAGGAGUUGCUCUGCUGCUGUGGGGCCAUCGAAUGCAGAGGGCGUCUUCUUUAGAGGACAGCCGCCUUCUGAACCCUUCCUGAACUGUCCUUUCCUCAGGAACUGGGUCCUCCUGACUGUUGAACUCUGACUCCCAAGUCUCCGGUCUAGCUACUCCCCCAGCUCCUAGUAGAUAGAGAUGGGGGUUUUGGGUCAGGAGAUCCCUUCCAAUGUGGUGCUAGCAGGCAGGGUCCCUCCUCCACUAGGGGGCGGGGAGAGGUUACCACUCUAACCUGGGCCUGACGUCCUUUCAGUCCUGGCGCUCAUCCCUCCCAUCCUGCCUUUGUUCAAGUGUUCAUGCUUCUAACAGACUUUAUUCCUGGAAUGAGGGCUGUGUAUUUACUAUCCCUGGUUUGUAUUGUUUCUUGAAUACAAGAAAAAGAUGUUAAAACUAAGAUUGUGAUUUGAUUUCUCUCCCUCAGCCCCCAUACUCCCAAUUCUGGGUCUUUCGAUGAGAAAUCUGUUUCCCCCCAUCCUUCCCAAUCAGCAGCUGUCAUUAAUCUCAUACCUUCUGUACCUUUGUGUUUUCUUAUUUGCCAUGUGAAAUUUAAAAAAGAAAAUGUUACAUAACCAUGAGGAAGGCAUGAGGAAGACUACCUUAGUUUAUUUAGUUGAGCCCCCUUUUCAAUUCCUAAUAGUCUCACACACUUGUUGCUAUGUUUUACUUAAUCUUUAAUAUAUUUUAAUUAAAAAAAACCAUUAACAGUACAUUUUGGUCUGAAAUGGUCCCUCUGCUGAAAUGCCAGGUGCUAGCUGUAAUUCUGGCUUUAGAACCAAAACCCCGAAUGUUUAAUAAAUAAAAAUUAGAACUAGUUGCCAUUCUACUCCAAACCAGCUAGCCUAGGGGAAGAGGCCAGAGAAAGGAGGCAGUACGAUCUUGGACCUGUGACUAUAGGGACAGCUGGCAGAGAGGUCACACAAAGACCAUCUGAGCAGUUCCCAGUAUGGCCCCCACUUUUUGGCAGAGGUAGGGUAAGGGUCAUGUGCACCCUCCUACACUCAAUUCACUUGCGUCUUAGGAGGG
Ceratotherium simum simum (southern white rhinoceros) is the source of this 4936-nucleotide messenger RNA. It is a transcript of the gene SETDB1, whose product is annotated as SET domain bifurcated histone lysine methyltransferase 1. Gene Ontology annotation, cellular component: nucleus. The record is from RefSeq and is a predicted model, not a curated record. NCBI's taxonomy places the organism in Eukaryota, Metazoa, Chordata, Mammalia, Perissodactyla, Rhinocerotidae. Gene Ontology annotation, biological process: heterochromatin organization; negative regulation of gene expression. Gene Ontology annotation, molecular function: zinc ion binding; DNA binding; protein binding.